Molecule: messenger RNA, 411 nt
Organism: Mucor velutinosus
Lineage: Eukaryota; Fungi; Mucoromycota; Mucoromycetes; Mucorales; Mucoraceae
Exons: 2
Coding region: 1-411 (136 amino acids)
Source: RefSeq, a predicted model, not a curated record
AUGGAACACUUGAAAGAUGAGCCUUACAUUGAUUGUGCCGUACUCAUAGUAGAGUAUGCCUUUGCCAAUGGAGCGCUCUCUAGAUACGUGGCAUGGACUCGCCCCCACCUGCUUUGGGAUGAUGCUUCUGUUAGGCAAGCACCCCCUUCUCAUCCAAAUGUCAGUGAGCAGCCGCGCUCGCCUAGUCCUGCUGUCGUGUCACAGACAAGCAAUGUGGCGGGCCCAUCUACUGCUACAACUAGUCCUAUCCGGCAAUACCAUUUCCAUACUUACUACAUCAAAGAACGCCCAUCAGAGCUCGUAGAGACAACAGACGAAGAACUGGAAGAUGAAGAGAACGAUGCAUGCAAUGCUAUUUUGCCUAUGGAAGUUGAGAAUUACAGGUUUCCUCCUCAACCAUUUCAACGUUGA